Molecule: messenger RNA, 1042 nt
Organism: Octopus bimaculoides (California two-spot octopus)
Lineage: Eukaryota; Metazoa; Mollusca; Cephalopoda; Octopoda; Octopodidae
Source: RefSeq, a predicted model, not a curated record
AUGACGCCAUUUUCCUCCCUGGCAGUUAUAUUAUUACUAUCAAUAUUUCAAGAUGCCGAAACAAACAACCAAUCAAAACAAAAGAUAUUCUACUCAAUGCCAUCUUACCGAUUCUAUUCCCCACCUGGUUCACGCGAUGAUUUAGGAACAUAUCCUUGCGAAUCUGCUCAACACGGAACAAUGAUUUGUCUUUCUGUGCAAAGUUGUUGCUGUUUCGUUUUUAAAAAGAAUAGGAAUCCUUCAUGUAAGUUAUACAGUUUCCUUCCGGAAUAUGGAUCGUCUUUAGAAUAUGACUCCAAUUACCAGCUGUAUUACUCUUUAGAAGAUCACAAACAUAGUUGGAUACAAGUGUUUGAAUCCGUCGCUGGCACAAGCAGAAACCCUUAUGAACUAUAUAACUCACCUUUGAGCGGAGUGUGGAAGGCAUCCAAUAACUAUUCACUUAGUGUCUUUAAAAGUUCUUUGAUUGAAAAUUGGGCUUCGCUUCACGUGCAAGAGGUUAAAUUCGUUCUUGAGCAAGACAAUCAAAUAGUGGUGAGUAUGAUAUUUGAUGGAAAACAGAGCAACAAAAUGAACUGGUUUUGCCUCAAUCGUCUGAUUAAAUCGUCGCCUUGGACUGACCUUAAGACAAAUAAACCUAGUAUUUUUAGUAUAAUCGGAGAAGAUUCUAUUUACAAAAGACGGUUUUAUAUCAAUAAGGAAUACGGCCGCUGUAAAAAGGAUGUAGGCUGGCUUCUGGUCAGAGACGAUAAAAAGGGCAUGGUUUGUUCCUUUGCAGCCUCUAAAUUUCCAAUCUUCUUAUUUUCUCCGGUGAAAACCUCCACUUAUCUUGAAGAAUAUGACAGCGCUGACAAAAUUAUUAUCUCCAUCAAAAUUCGUUAAACCUGAAGUACAAAAGCAGAGAGCAAGAAAAUGGAUUCAACUAACCAGUAGAAUUAGUAAAGUGAAUAAACUAUGAAUUAGAAGAGGAAAAGUGAUUAGCAGAUAUUAUGAACAUGCACACACGCGAGCGCGCCUACACACACACACACACACACACACA